Molecule: messenger RNA, 4835 nt
Organism: Lytechinus variegatus (green sea urchin)
Lineage: Eukaryota; Metazoa; Echinodermata; Echinoidea; Temnopleuroida; Toxopneustidae
Product: indole-3-acetic acid-amido synthetase GH3.17-like
Exons: 9
Coding region: 202-2268 (688 amino acids)
Cellular component (GO): cytoplasm
Molecular function (GO): acid-amino acid ligase activity
Source: RefSeq, a predicted model, not a curated record
UGAAGAUGUUUGCUCAAACUUCUUACAUAACAUCAGCGAACACGCAUCAAACACCUUCACAGCUCAGUCGCCGCUGUCUCUCGGUGGGUCGGCCCGGAUAUUCCCCUGCAUCUCGCGCCUGCUUCAACCGGCUUCUCUAAGUUCUUCGACAAUUCUCCAUUUCGUCUCGUGAUCGUUCUCUACCUCGUUUGAUCAUCCACGAUGUCGACGGAGAAUAUAACAACCCUCGAUGUCUCGUACAUAUUAAACGGCAGACAGUCAACCAUGGGGCAGUCCGCUUCUAUGACUUCUCACGGAAUCACGAGAAGCGAUCUGAGGAAAUGGCGUCUGUCCGAGAAGAACAAAGUUGAGCUGUUUGGAGUAUUCUGUUUUGGGAUACUGAUCUAUCUAUCAUGGCAACUCAUGUAUGGAGUCACACCAACAUACCUCUUAUAUUUCUGUCGAGUUUCUGUCCUGACGGGGGCAGCCAUGGGAGCAUUUAUAGCAACUCACAUCUCACUCAGUCUAGCACCUCACUGCACCCCGGCUCACAUCAUGAUCAUCCAGUACAUCUUCUUCCAAAUCAACAGUCUUAUCGGAGCCUACUUCCUCAGGAAACUGGAGCGUGACAGCGCCAAGUGUCAGCAAAGCCAAGAGAACUUUCUCCUGCACCAGUUAAAGAUCCGAGCCAAUUCGCAAUAUGGGAGGGACUUUGAGUUUGAUACCAUCAAAUCAGUUGCAGAGUUCAGGGAACGCCAUCCCCUGACCGAUUACUCGCACUACGCAAAGUAUAUUGAGCGAGUUGCUGACGGGGAAGCCGAUAUAGUCAUACCCGGUUUUCCAUCAAGGUUAGGUAUAUCUUCCGGUACGACUGGGAAACCUAAACAAAUUGCCAUUUCGAAGGAAAGAAAUGUCGCUUUCCUGUUCAAGAUCAUGCCGAUGGUUUUUCAUUUCGUUAAAGUGCAAUACACACCAGCGUUGUCCCCUUUACAGAAGAAAUGCUUGCUGUACGUCCACACCGAGCCUUUGAAAUCUCCUGGAGGGUUGUCCAUCUGUCCGACAACCAUGCUGUCGCUUCCUGACAUUCUUAACCGGAUUCAAUUCAGUACCCCACCAGCAGGGAUGCGACUGACGAACGAACGAUGUGCGCUCUACAUCCACGCCCUCUUUGCUCUCAGGGACCGUUGCCUUGGCAACCUCGGAACCAUCUUCUGCUCCACGAUGUUCACAUUCUUCAAGAUGCUUGAGAGUGAUUGGCCGAAACUGGUCAAUGAUCUUCGGCACGGACAGAUCGCCAAAGACCUUCGGUUAGAAAGCAGUGUCCGAGGGUCUCUGGAAGCUGAACUGCAAGCUGAACCAGAAAGAGCAGAUGAGGUGGAGAAAGAGUUUUUGAAAGGUUUUGAUGGCAUUGCCCUUCGUCUGUGGCCUCAUCUUCAAGGAAUAUUUGCUAUCUCAUCUGGAGCGAUGGUGGUUUAUGCUCGAAGACUCAAGGACAAGUAUACUAAAGGUCUGCCAAUUAUAUCAAGUGUUUACAGUUCCACUGAAGGCACUGUAGCCAUGCUGUACGAUGUCAAAGGAUUAGACUCGAAAUAUAUCAUGCUUCCAUCCGAUGUCUUCUGUGAAUUCAUUCCCGUAGAAAAUGGUCAUGAAAACCAGCCGCAAACUUUGUUAGCCGAGGAGGUGACGGUCGGACAAUGUUAUGAACUCGCUCUCACAACGGUCGACGCUCUCUAUCGAUAUCGCAUGGGCGAUGUCGUAAGAAUCGCCGGUUUCCAUAACAAAACACCGCUACUGGAGUUCCAAUAUAGAACGGGAGAAGUAUUAAAUGUUCGAUCAGAAAAGACACCCGAAGCAUCCGUAGCGGGCGCCAUAACAGCUACCUUGGACCAAUGGCAAGGAUUGACUUUAGUGGACUUCACUGCGACGGAAAGUCCGCUUUAUGAAGAAGCCAUGGAUAUUAAAGACUGGAGUUCCUGCGGGUACUACAUGAUUUUCAUUGAAUUAGAAGAUCCUUAUGCAACAUUUGGGAAAGAUCUUAAACAGAGAGAAAAGUUUGCAUCUGACUUGGAAGCCAAUUUGCGACUAAAGGCCCAACGCUACAACCACUAUCGCAACAUCAACGCCAUUGCUCCCAUUCGAUUGAUCUUCCUUCAGCCCAGUGCCGUGGACGAACUUCGCCAGUACAUCUUGGAACGAUCCUCGGCCACCGUUCAACAGCUCAAACUCCCGCACAAGCUCCGUAAGACGGAAUGGAUUCGUCUUCUUUGCAAUCGUGAACUUAUUCAGUGAUUAGAAAGUAUUUCUUUAGAUCUCUUUCACAAAAUUAACAGUUUCAUUAUCUUGGGACAUGUCAUCUUGCACUGCAAAGUGGCUGCUGGGCCCACGAUCAAUGAAAAAUUUGACAAAAUUAAUAUUUGGAGGUUUUCUAUCUCUGAUUUCUAUCUCAAACAAUGAAAUAUGGAUUUUUCACUUUCAUCUUGGUCAAGCACUGAAACUAUGCUCUUGAUAGAUUUGAGGUCAAAGAAGACUUAAGAAAAUAAUUUUGAGGCUUUUUUGCUCAUUCAUGUGAUUCAUUUCCCCAAGCUUUAUUUGUUUUCUUUUUUGUAAAGCUGGUUUUUGUAGUCCUCAUAGAAGACAUCUGGGUCUUAACUCCCUUUAUUACCGACUCUCAAAUGAUGCAGCUUUUAUCAUUAAAUUGCAAUUGUGUAUUCAUAAAGUAUGCAAUAUGUUGCCAUAAAUAUGUACAAGUAUUUUCAAUCAUAACUAAAGUCUUAAUGCAACAUAAACAAAUAUUGAUAUAAAGAAAAGCAAUAUAUUUUUUUGUAGCUAUAAACCCAAUAAUUUUUUACACCUUGUUCUUAUUUGUGGGGAAGUUAGAGUAACAUAAUUGUUUCUAAGUUUCAUUUUUUUUUUACUUGUCUUAUUCUAACGAAAUACGAAAUAUUUCACAAAUGGCAUAAGUUAGAUACAUGAACAGCUACCAUAUUCUAUUUAUUGAACAAAUAUUUAUUUGAACAACACAGAUAUUCAUUACAUGAAAGUCUUUGUUUUGUGCUGAACUUUUCUAGGAGAAAUGUGAAAAUGUACAUGUAAUAUCUAUAAAGUAUGUUAUUUGUAAUGGAUUACUUUGCCUAUGGCAAAAUAGUGUGCUAUCCAUUUGGGUGUUUCAUAAAGCUGUUUGAAGUUACGAGGCACUAUACGAAUGACUGGUAAUCAUAUCUUAGGAGCUAAAUCCACACAAAUAAGAAUUUGUUGUGCAUAAUUUCUCUCAAAAAAUGAUACCAGUCGUCCUUAAGUCGCUCUUAACUUAUAAACAGCUUUAUGAAACACCCACCUGGUAUUCUGUUUUGUAAAUUACAAGUUCCAUGUUCUUUGAGGUUCUAAACUUCUAAACAUUAUAUUCUAUUUUCUUCAAUGACAUGGCUAAAUCAUACAAUAAAUAAAUGUGUCAAUAGUGGAAUUUGUUUUUAUGAAAAAAGUGCAUUUGCAUUAUAUACAAACAAUGCAAUAUGCACACAAAGCUUGGCAAUCACAUGCUAAAUACAGCUUAAAGUUCCAUGAUUUUCAAUGAUUUUUAGUAAAUCAGAUUUUUGACCUGAAAAGAUGCGUUUUUCUCUGAAAUUCUGUGCACUGAAUUUCCUGAAACUUUUGAGUCUUCAAUAUUGUGGAAAAUUGGGGACUUUAUUCCAAUUAAAAUAAGGUAUAGUCUGGUGAUCACAUUGUUAAACAACCACUAGAGCUAACCUUAUUUGAGGAUUCAUUAUUUGCUAGCGUGCUUGUAUAGUUUUCAGAGUUAUCAAAAAUCAUCAUUUGAGGUAUAUAUAUACAUGAUUGCCUCUUCUGAAGGUCAUAUUUUAUUUAACUUUCACUAAAAACCCCUACUUUCGAGGAGGCGCGAUAGCUCAGUCGGUAGAGCGGGGGAUUCGGAUUCUGGUGACCCGGGUUCGACUCCCAAUUGGUGUGUCAGUGCCCUUUAGUAAGGCAUUAAUCCUCAUUAACAGGUCCCUCGGAGAGGACCUUAAGCCGUCGGUCCUCUGGUCGCUUGCUUACAAGCAUGAUUGCUUUCUUAGCAGUCAGGUGAAAAAAUCACCACUAAAACCACUUUGUAAUCAGUGUAGAAGUUAUUUCAUGGAACAUAUUUAUCUCUAGUGCAUGCAAAGGUGUAUUUGAAUUAUUUGUAUUGUGUAGACAAUCAUUUGUUUAUUAAGAUGCCUUUGGAAAUGUUUGAAAUUUGUUGUGAUAUUAUUCCAUGCCUGGACAACAAGUAACUUUGUAACAAUGUAGGAGUAUAAUCAAAGUUUUAAGGCAUAAAUCAGAAAUUUUAAAAUGCUUCCAUGCUCAUCAAAAUAAUAGCAUGCCUUUGAGAUUAUAAAACAAUAUAAUUGUUAUCGUUUACUUGCAUAUUGUACAUAUUCAGCAAUAUUUCAUGCAAUCUAUUUUAUAAUUCUAAUUUUCAGUGCACAUGAUCAUAUUUCAUUUUCAAUUUUAUGAAUUCAGAAAAGCAAUCAUCUGUAAAUUAUGAUCAACUUCUAUCUCAUAUUGAUAUGUGUAUAAAUAUGGUGCCUUCUUUUAUACUAUAUAUGUCUAUUCAAAUAUAAUGGGUGCAUGUGGACUAUUUUUUAUAUUAUUAUAUAGAGAAGGUAACAGACUUAAAUGCAUGACAAUGAAUAAAGAAAAAUACUAUACUAAUUUUUUAUGUCUCUAGCUUUAUUUCUUAUAAUGCCAUAUUGAGUAUGUAUAUGAAGCAAAAAUAUAUUUCUUUGCAGAAAAUAUGACAAAACAGAGAAAAAUCAUGAUUUUCACCAGUCAAUAACCAUCUUAAAAAGACUUACGAUUGAUCAGAUCAACCUCAGCUA